Molecule: messenger RNA, 2432 nt
Organism: Zea mays
Lineage: Eukaryota; Viridiplantae; Streptophyta; Magnoliopsida; Poales; Poaceae
Exons: 1
Coding region: 39-2234 (731 amino acids)
Source: RefSeq, a predicted model, not a curated record
AUCGAGUAGGAAAGUUAGCCCGGCUAGAAGUGGUCCAAAUGUUUGACGUCGACUCAGCGCUUGACGAUCUCGGCAAUGGCGGUGUCAUCGCCGCGGCCGUGCUUUCCGUCCUGCUGGUGGCGCUCAGCACGUACGGCCGUCGUUUGUGCCGGCACCCGGCAGUCCGCUUCUUCGUGUGGGGUGUCUCCAUAGUAUUCCUGCCGCUCUCCUCCGCCAUCCUCUCCGUCCUACUGAGCAGGGUCAGGGCGGCCAAGUGCAAAAGCAGGGGGCCCACACCAAGUGCCCCUCCCCCUUCCGGUCGGCACAACCGCGACGUCCAGGACAUGUGGACGCUCCUCCUGUGGCUCGUCCUCAUCCUCACCGUCAAGUGCAACGCGAACAUCGCUGCGACGGCCGUCACUGCUGCGGCCUCCAUGCCUGGGGACGGUGACGCUAGCAUCGACGGCUACAGGGUCAGGCCUCCCGUGCAGAACCUCGCGGAGUACGCCUGGCUGGCCUACCUUAUCUGUCUCUGCGUUCCAGUGGCGACAUGGCUGGGCCAUCUCAACAGAGCCAUCUUCUUCUUGUUCAGCGCGCUUGGUCUCGCCAAGCUGGCGCUCAAGCUGGCUGCCUUCUACAGCGCGAGCGGCUCGUUCGCGCUGGGUAAGAACGCGCGCCUUAUCGCCGGCUACAUGGAGCAUCUCGUCGACGGCGGCCGGGAACAAGUGCCGCGGUACAUAGUGAUGGGAGAGAAGGAGAAGCACGUGGAGGAGAGCCCUCAGGGAUACCACGUAAAGCGUGACGUCCUGCAGGACAGAUUCAGUGACCUCGUCACACUGGACCGCGUGUGGCGGCUGGCCGAGCACGGGGAUGGCAUCCUCGCCGAGAGGGCGGAGCUCAGGGACCUCUGCCUCUCCUACUCGCUCUUCAAGAUCCUUAGGUGGAGGCUGUCAGGGCACCCCCUGGCCAACGCUGGGUCCAACGAGGCGCUUAGCUUCGUGCUCAGAGGCAUGGACAGCUCCGGCACGAGCCGCGCGGUCAACGUCGACAGACUGUUCCGUGUCCUGGUGGACGAGCUAGGGUUUGCAAGCGAUUUCUACUACUCUCCCAUCCCGUUGUGCAUCUUCGGCGGGUGGUGCGCCGCGCUCAACUACAUCUGUUCCCUCCUAAUCAUCGUCGGAGCCGUAGCUGUAGGAUGGAUUUAUCAGGUUAUGGGUGUGAUACACUACACGUCGUAUAAGGUCAUCACUUACUCUCUCCUGCUCACCGUCGUGCUCGUCGAGGCAUGGGAGAUCAUCGCCGGCAUGUGCUCCAACUGGACCAAGAUGGCGCUGCUCGGUCACUACAUAAGGCACCAGUCGAUGUGGCGCCGAUCCAGCUGCGUCCACGCGGCGCUCACUGCUGUGCUGCACCUCAGGCCUGCGAGGCGUUGGCGGGACAAGCUGGGACAGAACUCUGUGCUGGAACCUCGCCGCUUCCGCAGGCGGAUCGGGCUUCUCUCGGAGCUACUCUACGGCAGUUCGGGGCUCAUGAUGUCCAUCCGGGUGUCGCCGUUAGUCAGGGAGGCGGUGUUCCGGUCACUUCUGAGCAGCUACGGGGGCGGGGCGAGCGAAGACAGUGCGGCGGCACGGCGAGUGGGUGGCAAGGUGGACUGGGCGAUGUACGGCUCCCAGAAGAGCUGGGCGUGGGACGCUAGUGAAAGGAGCAGCAACACGGAACUGAUCCUCGUGUGGCACGUCGCCACGAGGCUCUUCGAGAUGAAGACCAUGUCAGCAUCGCCGGAUAUGAUCGCUGCCUGCCACCUCUCCUACUACUGCGCCUACCUGGUAGCGGCGGCGCCAGAGCUGCUGCCGGACUCCGCGGCGUGGACCAAGAGAAGGUACAAGGAAGUGUCCGACGACGUGCGCGCCGCGCUUGGUGCGGAUUAUUGCGGCGAUGGCGAGUCAACUGCCGAGAGGUAUGAACGGCUAGUGGCGGAGCUGAGCAAGGACUCGCGGGACACGGUGCUGCGGCGGGGCGCGGAGCUCGGGCGGCACCUGGUGGAAGAGUAUGGCGAGGACGUGGCGUCGGCAUGCCGGAUCCUGGCCGACUUCUGGUCUGACAUGGUGCUCUUCGUGGCGCCGUCCGAGAAUGGCAAGGGCCACGUCCAGGCCAUGGCUGGCGGCGGCGAGUUCAUCACGAUCAUCUGGGCGUUGCUUCUCCACGCUGGCAUUACCACAAGGCCUCCUAACACGCCUGGCGGUGAUAUCCCGUAAUCAGUGGAGGUGAACUGCUGAAACAUGUACAUACGUAUUGCAACACGGUAGCAAACUCGUGACCUUUACAUCUUUGCCUCUAUAUGUUUUUUUUUAAUUUAAGGAAUGCAUGCUCAUAAAACUAUAGCUCAUCGUCUUACCGGUGUAUAUUUGUAUGCAACUAGACACUUCAUCCUGAAUCGUAAUUCAUAUUGAGUU